Molecule: messenger RNA, 345 nt
Organism: Rotaria sordida
Lineage: Eukaryota; Metazoa; Rotifera; Eurotatoria; Philodinida; Philodinidae
Source: the annotation of a GenBank genome assembly
AUGGAUAUUGAUCUUCCUCGAUCAACAACUGCAGAAGUUUGUAUUCCUACUACAGUUCAAUUUGAAGAAGUUUAUGAAAUGUUGAAUAUAUUGGCAAGUGGCAUCGAAACAUUGGUCAAUGAUGAACAACGUCUAUGUAAUGAAUCACUCCAAAUGCAAAUUACACUUAUAACAUUGAAAGAAGAAUUAUCGAAACUCAAAUUAUCUGUUGAAGAAUCAAAUGCAUUUUUGCAGGGAGUGAAACAGAAUCAAGACAUUCUUAAUCAAGACUUUGUAUCCUUGCAAGAAAAAAUCAAUGAUUUGCAAUAUGUUUCAUAUAGUAAAACAUUGGUUUGGAAAAUAUAA